UCUAUUAAACUCCGAGUGUAAAACAACAGCAGUAACGGUAUAGCUUACAACCCGAAACUGCCGUAAAGUGUUCGAUUUAUUUCAGACAGGACGUGGCGUCAGUUUCGCGCAUGCGCGGAACAAAUCGUGUUUCCGGGACGGAUCGGGUAGCCACAAGCAUCUAUUUUCGUUUCCGUUCAUCUGUGACCCGGAAUCCGGAAGUGCUAGUUCUGUCAGGGGCGUGUUGACCAAGUUUUCAGUUGUUGAUGAUGGUGGUAAAAGGCCAGAAUUGAUGUGAAUGUGUAAGCUGUGAUGUGCAGUGAUGAACGGCAGCUUGAAUCCGACUCUGGAUAAAGAGGAGCACGUGCUAAAGCUCGGGGAGAGUUUCGAGAAGAAGCCGAAAUCAUCGUUCCACACCGUCAGAUAUGAUUUUAAACCUGCAUCUAUUGACACAUCUUGUGAAGGAGAGUUACAAGUAGGAAAAGGAGAUGAGGUCACCAUCACAUUACCACACAUACCAGGCUCCACUCCACCCAUGACGGUGUUCAAGGGCAACAAGCGGCCGUAUCAGAAAGACUGCGUUCUGAUCAUCAAUCAUGACACGGGAGAGUUUAUGCUGGAAAAGCUCAGCAGCAGCAUACAAGUCAAGAAAACAAGAGCUGAGGGCAGCAGUAAGAUCCAGGCUCGCAUAGAGCAGCAGUCAGUGAGAGCUAACCAGCUGUCAUCCCAGUUCCGAGCCCCCAUCAAACCAGGAGCCGGCCCGAAAACCUCACCGAGUAAAGACAACCCAUCACCUGAGCCUCACCUGGAUGAUAUCAAACGAGAGCUGCGGGCGGAGGUGGACGUCAUCGAGCAGAUGAGCAGCAGCGGCAGCAGCUCCUCAGACUCCGGCAGUGGUUCGGGCAGCGGUGACGACACCUCCUGCAGUGAUGGAGAACAGGACAAUCACGUCUCUCCCAGCAGGAACAAUACGGCCAACGGCACAGGCAAACCCCAGGGCAGCAACCAGCUGAUGAACACACUGAGAAAUGAUCUUCAGCUGAGUGAAUCGGGCAGUGACAGUGACAUGGACUGAUCUUCUCUCUGAUGUCCUGCGACUUCAUUUCGAGAGGGAACGUGUGCAGUCAGUGUUUGCAGUGGUUUAUCUCUAGUUUAACAGGAAGAUGUUCUCGAAGGUUUGGAGAAGAAUGUCUUUUUAGAUGUGCAUGUAGAUUUGGUUUUAGUGACAUGUUUUGAACAGGUAAGAUUGUGUAAAUCUUUGUUAUCCAAAACCUAUUGCACUGUUUUAAAUGUUCAUUGGUUAUUUUAUAAAGUCAUAAUAUCAAGUUCAUUAGUCACAUGUUUAUUUGUUUUUCUGUGUUUAUUGUGACAUUUGGCAAUGCCUAAAGCAGUCUGAUUUUUAUUGUUUCUUUUUUUGUCGUUCAGGUCAAAUACAGAUGAUGUCAUUAUUAUUGUCAAACCUUUUUAAUAUUAUUAUUUUCAUUUGUCAAAGGCUGAUUUUGGAAAUUCUACUGCUUCAACCAAUAUACAUGUGUGUAAGAUGACAAAAUUCAAUGCGUAUUAACGUAGGCGUAAUUAUUAUUAUUUGAUGUCUUUCUGUUCUCACUGCUUAACUCUAGGUUUAGUACCUCAUCAGCCAAAUACAGAAAAAGAUGAAAAUAUUAAAAGCAGAAAUAUGUUUUGUGUAUAUAUAUAUAUAUAUGUGUGUGUGUGUGUGUGUGUGUGUCAUUUAAAACCAAUGGAACAGAUUUGAUGUUAAUAAACUC
Messenger RNA from Triplophysa rosa, 1745 nucleotides. RefSeq names its product ELL associated factor 1 (gene eaf1). Lineage: Eukaryota; Metazoa; Chordata; Actinopteri; Cypriniformes; Nemacheilidae. Gene Ontology annotation, molecular function: transcription elongation factor activity. The transcript is spliced from 6 exons. Gene Ontology annotation, biological process: positive regulation of DNA-templated transcription; regulation of transcription elongation by RNA polymerase II. The record is from RefSeq and is a predicted model, not a curated record. Gene Ontology annotation, cellular component: super elongation complex. Bases 302 to 1054 code for a protein of 250 amino acids.